Molecule: messenger RNA, 16157 nt
Organism: Coregonus sp. 'balchen'
Lineage: Eukaryota; Metazoa; Chordata; Actinopteri; Salmoniformes; Salmonidae
Source: the annotation of a GenBank genome assembly
CGUGCCCCAGUGCCAUCAUGUCUGCGGUCUGAAUGGUUCGUAUUUGCUAGCCGGCUCGUUUGAAAAAGUAUCUGGUGGAACUCGAGUGGGUAAGAUAAGCGAAGUGCAAAUACAAUGUGUACUAAAUUGUGUGAAGUGUAUUUAGCUAGCUGGCCAUGUCCGUAAUUUCAUUGCAACAUUGGCUGGUACAGAACUGAAGAUUGAGCUUCUAAACGAGCUAACGUUUGCUUUCUAGCUAGCUACCUGAAUUAGCUAGUUAGCUAGCAGCUUGUCUAUCUUUCAGCUAACAUAAGCCUAGCCGGCUAGCUAGAUAAUUUUAUUUGUCUGACCUAGCUAGCUAACUGCAUGCAUUUUAGGUAACAUUUACGGGCAGUUAGGACUUGUAAAUCCCUCUAAAAUAUUGCAUUUAGCCAGCGUCCACGCUCAUGUAGCUUUAGCUUGCCAAUAGCAGAUCACGGCGUUAACGUUAGCUAGCUAAGAAAAAUAAAUAAAUAAAAAAAACUACCUAGUUAACUAAGCUAGCAUCCUGAGCUUGGUUUUUCUGGUGUUUAAACCAACAAAGUUAUUGAAUCCUAGAUACCAGUCAGUUGCUCUGGAAAAAUUAUAUGAAUCUCUGAACCCAACAGAUCCACAAAUCCGCCAUGGCGGACAUCAAGAACUUCCUGUAUGCUUGGUGUGGGAAGAAGAAACUAACACCCAACUAUGACAUUCGAGCCGCUGGAAACAAAAACCGACAGAAGUUUCUGUGUGAGGUCAGUUGUAUUCUUUCAAAUAUGUCUGCAUCUGCAAGCAUCAGGUAAAUAACAGAAGUAGCUUUUUAUAUAUAAAAAAUAUACAUGUAAUUCCUCUUCCAAGGUUCGUAUUGAGGGAUUCAACUACACUGGAAUGGGAAACUCCACCAAUAAGAAGGAUGCCCAGGCAAAUGCUGCCAGAGACUUUGUCAAUUAUCUUGUCCGAGUUGGGGAAAUGAAUGCAGCGGAAGUCCCAGCCCUUGGGGUCAGUUAUUACAAUUUCACACAAUAGGUUAUCAAUAAAACGUCACAAUACAAUGCAGAGCGUUCGAUUUGGCUGCUGGGGGACAAGGAGACCCCCAGCUCUGCUAAAACCAUUGACAACUUCUUGCCGUUUUCUAUGGAUUGUUAAAUAAAUGUGAACUAUUUGGUUAUAUUAUCGUCACCUCUUGAAGAGCAUUGUCAGUACUACACAUUUCCGAUUAUUCCAUCCAAAACAAUUGCCCCUAUUUAGCACUAUCAUCAGUUAUACAGCAAGUAACUACAUACUUCUCAUUAUCAGUAAAAAUCAAUUGAUCAUGUAACAUUCAAAUACGUGCGCGUAGCCUAACGAUAUCUCAAUAUUGGCCACCAUUAAUAGGAUAUUUGAGUGAUAUAAAAUAAAAGUGAACUAUACCUGACAAGUAUGAGUGGUUUAGGUUAAUUUCCUGUCCUUUGUGGGCGCGGCCUAUCGAGCAGCAGAAGGGCGCAUUUGCCGAUGGAUGCACUGUUGGCUGAUAGUGUUUCCUUUGCAAACUACCGGUAGAAACUUUGUACAGUUGGCUAAACAUAGUGGUAAGUAGACCUAAUGUAAAUUUUUCUCCAACCAACGUAAGCCUACCUAGUGAAGUUAGCUAACGUUAUCCCCUUUUCAACAUUGUUUUUAAGUGUUUAGUCAUGAUUGCUACUGACAGACAUGAUAGGCUACAUUUAAGUGGUAAUGCCCUCGAAGUUAGUGUUUGGAGGAUAUAUAAAAAAAACAUGCCAAUAUAUCCUCCAAACACCGGCUUCGAGGGCAUUAUCACUUUUAUACAACGGGUUACCUACAUAUUCAAAUAAUAAUUGCCAUAUUUUCAUUAAAAACUUUAUUUUGACGAAUUUAUCACUACUAUUUCAUCCUUCCACAAGACGUAGUCCCGACACAAAUCUAGGGUUGCUACCCAAGCCGUCUGGUCGUUCUAUCGGUUCGGUUACCAGAGACGCGACCCAGUCAUUAAGUAUUUUUGUUCUGUAUCUAUGGAUGCGACCCAGUCGUUCGUUCUAAAUGUGCCAUUACCAUAUUGGCUGGCAACGUUCUUAUCCCUUGCUUGCUAGCUAGCCAACUACGGCUAAUUUACAGUCACGUUAAACAGUGCAGCCAGAAGAACAACAGUAGCUGUUUUAACUUCAUAGAUUUAGCCAUGGUAACUUGUGGAAUAGACACCGGCUGGAAUGUGGUUUUAACCAAUCGGCAUUCAGGGUUAGACCCACCCUUUGUAUAAUGAUUGAUGGACCACAAAUUAGCUGGCUAGCUAGCUGAUAACAGAUCACAUCAAUAUGGCUAGUUAACCAAUCCCUUGAACAGCACAAAGUUGUCAAUGGUUUUACCGGAGCAGGGGAUCUCUUUGCCCCCCAGCAGCCAAAUCAUAUUGUGACAUUUUAUUGAUAACGACCUAUACUUUUUACGGUCCAAGAUAAAACAUUUGGUGAUGGACACUUUAUUACCGUAUUAAAAAUAAUUUUCCUAUUAACAGGCAAGUGGACCUGACUUCAGUGAGCCUGACUGUGGAGGAGGUGGUGGUGGAGGCAAUGUUGGCUUUGGAAGUCUUCCUCCAAGUGGACCUAUCCCUCCUCACCUGGUUGUGAAAGCUGAGCAAGGUACUAGGCUGAUUUUGUUAUGUUCUAAGCCUAUUCUAAUUCCAUUCCCAUGGUGUCAUAACUCAUCUCGUUGUUUAACUUUUGCUUCAGUGAAUGCACCUUCUGGACCAGUCCCAGGUGUCACUGGUUUGGGAUAUUCGGGGGGUGGCGGCAAUUAUUCCGGAGGUGGUGCAAACACCAAUGCUCCGUGGGAUCGUGGGGCCAAUCUGAAGGACUACUACUCAAAGAGAGAUGAGCAAGAGGCACAGGCGGUAGGACCUGUCAAUUCACAAUUUUUAUAAGGCGUUGUUGUUUCAUAUCCAUUAGCUAUAUUUAUGCUGAAUUAUAUUUAAUAUAAGCAAUGCAUUUGUAGUAAUUCACGUUCUUCACGCAUGGGGCGGCAGGUAGCUUAGUGGUUAAGAGCAUUGUGCCAGUAACCGAAAGGUCGCUGGUUCUAAUCCCCGAAACCGACUAGGUGAAAAAUCUGUCUGUGCCCUUGAGCAAGGCAAUUAACCCUAAUUGCUCCUGUAAGUCGCUCUGGAUAAGAGCAUCUGCUAAAUGACAAAAGAAAAUGCCUGAUUUUAACCUUUGAUGAGUUUAUUUUCCCCAUCAAGACUCUGGAGUCUGAGGAGGUAGAUCUGAACGCAGGACUCCAUGGCAACUGGACUUUAGAGAACGCCAAGGCCCGUCUGAACCAGUUUUUCCAGAAGGAGAAGAAUCAAACCGAUUACAAAUACAGCCAAGUUGGGCCUGACCACAACAGGUCAGGAGGAUGGGAAAAUAUUUCGGCCUGGAAGUUGAUCACUUAGCCUGGUGGAACCAGCCUGAACUCUGGUGAACGCAGUGACCAGGCUGGUUCCAAUAGGCUAGUGAUUAUGAGAUUUUCCAUAGAUUCAUUUAUAUACUAGUUUAUCAGGAAUAUUGCUCCAAAGCAUUCAUGACAAACCAAAAGCUUGCCUGUAGACAUACAGGUAACUGCCAUAAUAUAGUAAACACUUGAGUAAAUGAGGGAUACAAAGUAUAUUGAAAGCAGGUGCUUCCACACAGAUGUGGUUCCUGAAUUAAGUAAGCAAUUAACAUCCCAUCAUGCUUAGGGUCAUGUAUAAAAAUGCCCAGUUGCCCAUUAUUUUGGCUACCAUGGCAAGAAGAAGCGAUCUCAGUGACUUUGGAAAAGGAGCAUAGGAGGUUUAAAGGGUGUGUGUGUCUCGGUCACCAGAUCUCAACCCAAUUGAACUCUUAUUGGAGAUUUUGGAGCGGUGCCUGAGACAGCGUUUUCCACCACUAUCAACAAAACACCAAAUUAUGGAAUUUCUCAAGGAAGACUGGUGUCACAUCCCUCCAAUAGAGUUCCAGACGUUUGUAGAAUCUAUGCCAAGGCACAUUGAAGCUGUUCUGUUGACUCGUGGCCCAACGCCCUAUUAAGACAUUUUAUGUUGGUGUUGCCUUUAUCUUGGCAGUUACCUGUACAUUAGUUAUGGGGACUGUAUGUUUUUCUGCUGGACUUAUAUGGAGACAGAGCCCUCCUGGGUGUGCGAUUAACACCUGAGAGAUCUCAGUGAAUUUUUCUCAAGUCAUUUUGGAGCUAUUUAUACCUCAGCCAUAGAGAUCCUAUAAUCCCAAAAGUAAUUAUAUGAUCUCUGACCUCAACUAAUACCUUACUAGUACAAUAUUGAUCCUAUUUGAAUUUAACUGGACUCUGUCAGUAAUUAUGAAUAUGAAAAGUAGUGGAGAUGUUGAUGCCAGAAUUCACAACCUACCUUGUCAAGACAUGUGACAUCCUUUAGGCUGCACUAAAGUUGUCAUAUGGUUGCAUCCACAAUGGGGGAUGGAAUGGACAGAUUAUUGUGUGGUUUUGAUUUCUGGUGUCACUUGUUCCACUAGGGAUGGGGCAUUCUGUGGCUGAGGUGAUAAAGUUGAUUGAAGUCUGGCAGAAUAACAUACUGGCUCCCCCAAGGGAAAGGGUUAUCAUCAGACUGGACAAUAGGCUUCUCAAACUCAGAGGUCAGUUGGUCCAAUGAUUGAUACAUGUUUUAUCAACUGUAAAAACAUGACAGUUAUACAUCAUUCUGAAUUCAGAUUUUUCAUAGAAAGUGAAUUAGGCUUAGUAACAUUAUGGAUGAUGGUGUUUUCUCGCUUCUACUUUAGGAGCUUUAUUGCUGAGAUGCAGUUAUUUGUAAGACAGCUUGGUAGAAGUAAGUACCAACUUUUUCAGUCAACACAAACUGAAUUGUCUGUCAGACGUAAAAUGCUUUGUUUACAAUUUUGGAGAUGAGUCUCAGAAAUAUUUGAUAUUUCCAAAUUCUGGAGAAAAUGUAAACAAUGACAACCUAGUUUAGUAGCUUUCUGGAGAUAACAAGUAUGUGACUUCACACGCAGUGUAAGAAAUACAUUUUCAUUUGUUUUGUAGAGAUAAUCGCCCGUGAGCAUGGCUCUAACAAGAAGCUGGCGGCCCAGUCCUCUGCGCUGUCUAUCGUCCGUCAACUUUACCAUCUGGGUGUCAUUGAGCCUUAUUCUGGCAUUACUAAGAAGAAAGAGGGGGAAAUUGUAAGUAACGUGUUUUACUGCUGAGAAAUAUAUUACAUUGAUUUAAUAAUGACAGGGUCUUAAUGGUGUAUGCUUUGUGUUUGUUCACCUUAUUUCAUAUGUUUCAAGGUUAGAACAAAGUAUGCAGCAAGUCUUUUUAACCUAUGGUUGAACCUUGGUGUCUUCACAGUUGGAAGCUUUUGAGGUGAAUGUGGUGGAUGAUCUGCAACAUCAGCUGCAGAGUAUGGCCCAAGAACUGGGUGUUGCAAUUCCACCUCCAGUAAGUCUAAUUUAUAUGAUGACAUUUAUUAAUCGAUAUACAGUUUCAAUUAGUAUCUGUCCUGUUACACAGAAAAGCAAAGUACUGUAUGUGAUUGAUAUGAGUGUGACGUUGAAUAUGAGGAUUAUAUGAGUUAAACCUUUUUCCUGUCCCCAGCCACCUGAUCCAAGUACCCCAGUGUCCUUGGUCCAAGGGAAGAUGGCUGUGUUUGAGCCCUCUCAGAGACAGAGCUUGGCCGGGGUGGUGCCCUGGUCCCCUCCGCAAGUCAACUGGAACCCCUGGACCAGCAGCAAUAUAGACGAUGGACCACUAGCAUUUGUGAGUCAGACUUGUUUCUAGCUGUACAUUUGGUAAAAGAAAUGCAACAAUAUAUCUGUUUUCUACUGUUAUUCUCAUCAUAAUCUGUCCUUUCUUUCUCAAAACUAAAGCAGUCUAUUUUGUCAUGGUAGACCCACCAUCCCAUCUAAAAGUAUCAUUUACAUUUCCCCCUAGUGCACCCCAGAGCAAAUCAGCACUGACCUCCAUCAGGAGCUGACCUAUCAAUUGGAACAAGAUCAAAACCUACAGAAGGUAUGUAGUUGCCCUCACUUAACUGCGAUUGAGUGAUUCCUCAUGAAACCAGGACAAAAACAGACCCUGGUUUUGGGGAUUUUCAUUAAAUGUAAUCCAUAGAAUGGUCCUUUGGAGGUAGGAUUGUUGACAUUUAUUUGACAUUUGUAUCUUAAAGCAUAAUUGAGAAAUAAUUGACUCCAUAAUGUUUCAUUUGUAGGUGCUACAAAGCAAAAAUGUGUGUCAUGAAGCUUUACCGCUUGCCCUGUAAUAUUAGUAUUUUGAUUUACACAAAAAUCUUACAUUUAAAGGUGCAAUAUGCAGAAGUCGCCUAAUUUCAGUUUGUGACAAAACAAGCAAUAUAUUGUAGAUAAUCAUUGUACCAUCUAAACCGGUGAAAUAUAUUUUCUAUAACCAAAAAUAUUGUAUUUUCAGCUUGUUUUAAGCUGGUGUGCAAAACCGAAAGUAAAAGAUGCAAAAACUAAACUUAAGAAUAGAAAACACAGAAACAGCGCACAUAGAACAGAUCUACCGCUUCUUAGAUUUGCUUUCAAUGAGAAUGACAGAUCUAGAACUCACAAAAAGUUACAUAUUGCAGCUUUAAUUUAUGAAUAUUUAAUAAUAUAAACAUGAAUACUGAAAAUAUACCAUUUCUGAUUUGGCUAAUUUUUCACUAUUAUUGUGCAUAAUAUACUCUACAGGCAUAUCAAAGUUCCAGAGUGGGCUCUCUGUUACUUUUAGAGUUAUUAUCCAAUUUGUAAGCAUUACAACAGAGUGAAUGUGAAAAUGGAUUCAAAAUGGUCACCCUUUGCUGGUGAUUUGCAGGAUGUGCAAUGAUACAAGUAAUUGGAGGGCUGUGGUUGUUUACAUUGCCUACUAUGCCAAUUUCUCUGUAUAAAAUGGGCCAUAACUUAAAAACUAGCAGAGAUCCCACUCUGGAACUUUGAUAUGCCAAUACUCUUAAAGGAGGCGGCCUGGGCAAGGCCAAAAUGUCACAAAUAUUCCAACUUCAAUUAAUAAUUUAUUAAUAUGCUUUUAGAUACAAAUGUAAAAUAUAUGUCAACAAUCCUGCCUCCAAAGGACCAAGCUAUUGAAAAAAUGUAGUGGAAAUCUGAAAUUUUUUUUGUAUUUUUUUUGUUCUGGUUUCGUGAGGAAUCACUCGAUUAUCUUGAUUUUGUGUUAAAUUAUGUCCUGUUAUCAGUCCCUCCAGGAUUCCGCGUUUCUGUGAUCACAUUUUCUGUGUGCAAAAUCAACAAUUACCCACAUAUUUUGCGAGGGCUUGCAAAUUUUCCCAAUCAACACACUAUUUCCACAUAAGUCAAAUCAUGGCAAUAUUAUCACAUAAAUCUGACCCAUCACCGCAGUACGAAAAGAGGGCUUGCGGUUUCAACCAAUCACUGCACAUUUCUCGCAUAAUAUGCUUCAAUCAAGCCACACGUCAACAAACUUUUUCCCACAGCGGCACAUAUUAGUGAUAAUUUGGACAGUCGUUGCAUAUUGCCAUGCAAAAUAUCAGAAUUUUGCAUGAGACAGUGUUAUGUCUGACUGACAUGCAAAAAUGUGUCUCCUAGGUCAUUGGGGAGCGAGACGGGCUUCCAGUGAAGAAGUUUGAGGAGGCGAUAAUGACUGCCGUUCAGGGCAGCUCGGUGGUGAUCAUUCGAGGGGCAACCGGCUGUGGCAAAACCACCCAGGUUCCUCAGUACAUCCUGGAUCAGUUCAUCAAGAGUGGGAGGGCGUCCGAAUGUAACAUUAUUGUAACCCAGGUAAGACUCAAAAUGAAAUAUUCAUGUAUUUGAAUAUUUUCCUUGCUUGUGAUGAGAUAAUGACUUUGUUGUCCCCUUGGGAAAUGUUGUUUGUGGCAUUGUGUAAAUGUUAAACAACAUUACAAACAGAAACACAGGUCCAGGACAUGGACUGUUACAUACAAGAUAAAUAUAAUAUAAAAGUGAAGAUAGCUGAAUGACUGACUGCUAUUUCACAGUGACCUCCUUCCCUUCUUCCUCAGCCCCGGCGUAUCAGUGCAGUGUCUGUGGCAGAGCGUGUUUCCUACGAGAGAGGAGAGGAUGUCGGUAAGAGCUGUGGGUACAGCGUCCGCUUUGAAUCCAUCCUCCCACGACCCCAUGCCAGCAUCAUGUUCUGCACUGUUGGUAAGUGUCUCUCUUAUUCUCGUUUGUCAUUCAUACUUUAGGUGUUUUAUGUAGCUAAUAUAACUGGGGAUGAGAAUAGCUCGGGUUAAGAAUAGCAGAAGACAAAUGAAAUUGUAUUGAUAAUUUAUAGCAUAAUUUGAUGUGUAUUGCUCUAUUUCUAGGUGUGUUACUGCGGAAGCUGGAAGCAGGUAUUCGCGGGAUCAGCCAUGUGAUUGUGGAUGAAAUCCACGAGAGGGACAUCAAUGUGCGUAUAUCUGAAGAUCCCCCAAAUCGUAAUCCUUAGGGGCAGGUUAUCCUGAUAGUACAGAUUGAGCUAAGCCCUGGACUAAAAAGUACUCUCAAUGGAGAAUCUCAAUUGAGAAUGAUUUGUAGUCCAGGACUAGGCUUAAUCUGUGUCUGGGAAAUCAUCCCUCGGUGUACUUAAGUAAUUGUUUACUUUUUGCUCUUCACAGACUGACUUCCUCAUGGUGGUGUUGAGGGAUGUGGUCCAGACCUACCCAGAGGUCCGCGUCAUCCUCAUGUCCGCCACCAUCGACACCACCAUGUUCAGAGAGUACUUCUUCAACUGCCCUGUCAUCGAGGUGUUCGGCCGCACAUUCCCAGUACAAGGUAAGAGCACAGUCAAAUGGAGCUCACAAACUUUCUUAAAUCAUCUAACCUUUAUAUGAUCCAGUUUAUGGGCUUGUAAUGGAUAGCUCUAAGGUGUUGUUUCCAACAAAGUUUCAAUCUUUUCCAGAGUACUUUUUGGAAGAUUGCAUUCAGAUGACACAUUUCAUUCCUCCUCCGAGUGAUAGAAAGAGGAAGGACAAGGAUGAGGAAGGAGGAGAUGAAGAGGUAUGAGAUAGUACUUUGUCCUCAGUCAUAAGCACAGAGAACCAUUUAAUUGAACCACUGUUUGUUGUUCUACGGAAGUGUGGUCUAUGCAUAUGUUUCUUCCACUUGUUUGUCACAGGCCAACUGUAAUGUGAUAUGUGGGCCAGAGUACACCCCAGACACUAAGCGCUCCAUGGCCCAGAUGAAUGAGAAGGAGACUCCCUUUGAGCUGGUGGAGGCCCUGCUGAAGUACAUCGAGACCCUCCAGGUGGCCGGGGCCGUGCUUGUCUUCCUGCCCGGCUGGAACCUCAUCUACUCCAUGCAGAAACACCUGGAGAUGAACCCACACUUUGGUGUGUAGUUUCAGUACUAAUCACUGUUCUCCCAUAGAAAUACUGUUGGUCAAAGAAUUUGGGUUGAUAUCAACAAAAGCAUUGUUUUCAUUUUAGUCCUAAAUCACCCAAGUUUCUGCCAUAGAAAUGCUGUCUUAAUUGUAAUGACACCAGUAAAUUUACUUGCUAUUAAUUUUGUUUCACCCAGGGAGUCAACGGUACCUGAUUCUGCCUCUCCACUCUCAGAUCCCCAGAGAGGAGCAGAGGAGGGUAUUUGAGCCUGUGCCUGAAAACAUCACCAAGGUCAGUCAGUCAGGGUCCUACUGUUUUUCCUCUAUAGGUGUAUAAUGUUUCUUAUCUGUUAUCAUUAUUUUUGUUAUUUAUAUUUGAUCCUUUUCAGGUGAUCUUGUCAACAAACAUCGCAGAGACCAGUAUUACCAUCAAUGAUGUAGUAUAUGUCAUCGACUCUUGCAAGUAAGUGCUUCUCACUUGAUAUACUGUACUUUAUAUGAUCUGUUUGAGUUACAUUCAUUAUCAUUGCAUGGGAGUGUAGCUACUAAUGACCACCCAUUAUGGUGUGUUUUCUCUUAGGCAGAAAGUGAAACUUUUCACGUCUCACAACAACAUGACCAACUACGCCACGGUCUGGGGCUCCAAGACCAACCUGGAGCAGAGGAAGGGUCGGGCCGGCCGCGUCCGGGCUGGCUUCUGCUUUCAUCUGUGUAGCAGAGCACGCUUCGACAAGUAAGUCUCUGGGCCCCGUUGCAUAAAACAUCUUAAAGGUGCAAUAUGCAGAAAUCGCUCCGCCAUUUCCUUGUUGCUAAAAAUCAAAUGUUUAGUCUAAUUUAAGUUAAUGUGACAAAACAAGCAAUGUAUAGUCUAGAGAAUCAUUGUACCAUCUAAACCGCUGUGAAAUAUAUUUUCUAUAACCAAAAAUAUUGUAUUUUCAGCUGUUUGAAGCUGGUGUACAAAAGUAAAAGAUGCAAAAACAAACUUAAGAACGGGAAACAUAGAAAUAUUGCACAUAGAACAGAUGUACCGCUUCGUAGACUUGCUUUCAAUGAGAAUGACAGAUCUAUAACUCACAUUUCUAUGAGUUUGGUUGGGUUGCCCAAAAAGUUACAUAUUGCAGUUUUAAGUGUUUCCCUUAAGGAUUUCCCUUAAGGAAAAAUGUUUCCUUACCUACAGGAAUUGUUUAAGGUUGUUGCAUAGAGCCCCUCAAACAUUUUCCGUAGGUAAGGGUAUACUUAAGAGGUUUUACUAUAGUUUGAAGGCAUGUAUGGCAGAAAGAGUAUCUGGUUACCAUGGAGAUGGCCUGAUUCACUGACUGAACAUGGAGUAGGUAGCUAGCUAGCUUUGUAGCUAUGGAUUGUGCACCUUCGAUUGUUUAGCAAAGUAGCUAGCUAUAUAUCUAGCUAGCUGGUUGAUGUUUUCCUUUUGCAACCAGGGCAGAGAAAAGCAACAUUAACCUCCACAAAUGCUGUUUAUGUUGAUAUCCAUACUGAAUGAAGCACUUAAGGGACCUCACGGGCACCAUUAAAGUUGGAAUCCUUAGUUGCUACAUACAUUUUCUGACAUAAAAAUGAUAUACACCCAUUGAUUUAAAAACAGAAUAUAACUUAUAAAUGCCUCAUGAGUUUAGUUCAACUGUCGUGCCCUAUCAGAACCCAAAAUACAACUUGUUUUACUCCAAUGUUUGUAAACAAUGUAAAUGUUAACAAAAGGGUGACCACAUUUAAAAUGCCCAAAUGCGGGGCAACAGGAUGAUUGCCAUGUUCUUCACGUUUUACCAGUGAAACAUCCAAACUGCAUCUGCAUGCUUAUCAUUUGAUCUCAAUACAUUUCAUGGGAAUAUGCAUUUAGAUCUUUUUCAAUUACUUUUCCUGUGAAUUUGAGCAGACGGUGUUAACAAACUAUAUAGCUGUCCUGUAUUUUGUUUAAAUCCAAGUAAAUUCAGCCUAUUGGCGCACGCUGUUGAGUUUGAGCACAUUAUCAUUUUUGGGGGACUACUCUGCUAACCAUCCUAAAAUCUCAUAAGAAAUUACUAAGGUGGUGUUUUUGGUGUAUCAGUUACAUAAUACUAUGCUAUUGUAUUUGGUUCUGUUAUGUAGAAUACUAAUGAAUCAUUAUGUGAUCUUCCAAGAUAUUGAUUAAGCGUUGCUCUAACUUUACUAAACGAGCACCAUUGUGAGAAGUGGCGCUCCGGUGAGCUCCAGCAGCACUACAGACCUACUCCUGCUGCACCGAAGGAGCUAAUUGAAGUGCACGUAGCCUACUCUUUUGCCUCGGCCAAAAUUUGGUGAUGCAGAAACGAGAGACCACAUGUCUGUUUUAUGAGAAUCUGGGAAUAUUUUACCAUGGACACAUUUCUGGUUGGUCUCAGCCAGUAGCAGCAAAUAUGUUGAAUGAGCAACUAGUGAGCAUUGUGAGCCUCACAAGUUUGACGAAAUUACCUUAUAUAUUUUAUUCUAAUACGGCUAUUUACUUACCUUUGUAGCUCUUUGUCAGAAGCACGCUUUUUGUAAGUAGUUAUAGGCAACUGUCCUCCAAGUUUAGCUGAAAUUUAGCCCGACGGGAUUGGAGAAAUGUAAUUGGUUGAUGAUAGGCUUAUGACAUUUGCCUAGUAUGUUGCGUCUUGCGUUGUACAUAAUAUCAGAUCUAAGCAACGAUUGGAGAAGUGUUUAACAUCACCAGUACCACAUUCUUAUGAUGUAUAUCUUUACAUAAGCGCAAGGGGACUGCAAGAGACAGCUUGGAAUGUCUGUCUGAAAUACGGGACAAAUGUACCUUUUUUUUCUAAAUUACUGGUGUUUUGAAUUUGUUUAUAAAAUGCGGGACAUAAUUGUUUGGUUGCGGGUCCAAGGGCCAAAAUGCAGGACUGUCCCACACAAUCCGGGUCAUGUGGCCACCCUAACUGUAUAGCCUCAAAACAUGGGUAAAACUAUAAUGUUCACAUCAUGUAUGGUCAGUCCAUGCAUCCAUAGCUCUGUCCAUGAAUUUGAGUGUGGUUACAUUUCUCCAGGCCCAUCCCUCAGCUUUUUACCAAAACACAGGCGGGGUGGGGUGAUGGUUUGCUUCAAUUAAAGAUUCUAGCUUUAAUUUGUCACUUAAUUUAAGGGGGAUAUUCACCUUAAAAUGUUUUAUGCAACCUUCAUUGGAGUUGAAGAGAUGCCAUACUGCUGUGCCCGUAUUCAAAAAGCCUCUCACAUUAUGAGUGCUGAUCUCGGAUCAGGUCCCCCCUGUCCGUGUAAAUGUAUUCAUUAUUAUACAAAAGGCAAAACUGUUCCUAGAUCAACACUACUACUCUGAGAUGCUAUAUGAAUAUGGACCCUGUUUUUUCACUCUUAUGUGAAAAACUGAGUUUGAUUUGAAUUAGGGAAGUGAUGAAUGUGUGCUUUUGUGCCUACCCUUUUCUUCAUCCCAGACUGGAGACCCAUAUGACCCCUGAGAUAUUCCGUACUCCUCUCCACGAGGUAGCCCUGAGCAUCAAGCUGCUGAGACUAGGAGCCAUUGGCCAUUUCCUUUCCAAGGCCAUCGAGCCCCCUCCCCUGGACGCGGUUAUAGAGGCUGAACACACACUGAGAGGUUAGUCGUUUUUAGCUUUGACCUUAACAGAUUUGUUUUGUCCUCUAGUGUUCUAGAAGUGUCCCCCAUUGUUGUAAACAUUACCAACCACCUUCAAUAGUGUUGGCAUUUACGAUUCCUUGAUAUAUUUCACUAGAACUGGACGCUUUGGACACAAACGACGAGUUGACUCCGCUCGGUCGGAUCCUUGCAAAGCUUCCAAUCGAGCCGCGGCUGGGGAAGAUGAUGAUUAUGGGCUGCAUAUUCAAGUGAGUGCUGCAUCAGAAAUAAUGCAUGCAUUUAGUAAAAUCCUUUCCUAAGUUACUAUCCUUCCUUAAGAUACUGUUCCAUAUUGACAAAUAUCGCUACACUGUUUUAUAUUUCCAACGAGAAAUCAUUUAAGUAGUCUCUGCUCUGCUUUCUAGUGUUGGAGAUGCGGUGUGCACCAUCUCAGCAGCCUCUUGCUUCCCAGAGCCCUUUAUCAAUGAUGGCAAGCGCUUGGGCUACGUUCACCGAAACUUUGCUGGCACCCGCUUCUCAGACCACGUGGCACUGCUGUCAGUCUUCCAGGCUUGGGACGAUGUGAGGUGAGUCCAGGCUUCAUAGAAACAUGCAACAACAACCAAUCCCCUCUCAUGGAUUAGAAUUAAACAGAUGCAACUGAUAAUUGUGUCUGAUACGAUUGCAAACUGAACACCGUAAUGCCAUUCAUUGCAGUAGGAAGAGAUGUCAGCUGAAUGACCCAUUUUUGUUUUGGAAUACACUCCUAUUCCCUCUCACUACCUGGCAAAUGAAGGUUAUGACGGCUUGUUAACUUGUCUUUUUAUUGUAGAAUGGGAGGUGAGGAUGCAGAGUCCAGAUUCUGUGAACACAAGAGGCUCAACAUGUCCACACUGAGGAUGACCUGGGAGGCCAAAGUGCAGCUGAAGGAGAUCCUCAUCAACUCUGGCUUCCCUGAGGGUAAACUAUGUCUGCGUCUCAAAUGACUCCCUAUAGUGCACUACCUGGUCAAAAGUAGUGCACUUUAUUGGGAAUAGGGCAGUGGUGUAAAGUACUUAAGUAAAAAUACUUUAAAGUACUACUUAAGUAGUUUUUUUUUAGGGUAUCUGUACUUUACUAUUUAUAUUUUUGACUACUUUUACUUUUACUCCACUACAUUCCUAAAGAAAAUAAUGUACUUUUUACUCCAUACAGUUCCCUGACACCCAAAAGUACAUUUUGAAUCCUUAGCAGGACAGGAAAAUGGUCCAAUUCAUGCACUUAAGAGAAUAUCUCUGGACAUCCCUACUACCUCUGAUCUGGGGGACUCACUAAACACAUGAUUUGUUUGUAAAUUAUGUCUGUGUUGGUGUGCCAUAAAUAAUAAAACAAAUUAAAUUGUGCAGACUUGUUUGCUUAAUAUAAGGAAUUUGAAAUUAUUUAGACAGUACUUCCACUUUUGGUUCUUAAGUAUAUUUUAGCAAUUACAUUUACUUUUGAUACUGACUGUAAGUCGCUUUGGAUAAAAGCGUCUGCUAAAUGGCAUAUUAUUAUAUUAUUAUUAUUAUACUUAAGUAUAUUUAAAACCAAAUACUUUUAGACUUUUACUCAAGUAGUAUUUUGCUGGGUGACUUUCACUUUUACUUGAGUCAUUUUCUAUGAAGGUAUCUUUCAUUUAACUCAAGUAUGACAAUUGGGUACUUUUUCCACCACUGGAAUAGGGUGCCACUCGGGAUGCACUCCAUGUGAACAACCCAGUAGUAUUGCAGUGUUUGCAUAAUAUACAAUCACAUCUGAAAUUGUAAAAAAAAAUGUUUGUCUUUUCAUUAGAGUGCUUGAUGACACAGAUGUUCAACAACGUUGGACCCGACAACAACCUUGACGUGGUCAUCUCUCUCCUGACAUACGGCUCCUAUCCCAACGUGUGCUACCACAAGGAGAAGAGGAAGAUUCUCACCACUGAGGGGCGCAAUGCCCUCAUCCAUAAAUGCUCCGUCAACUGCCCCUUCAGCAGCCAGGACAUGACCUACCCAUCACCGUUCUUCGUCUUUAGCGAAAAGGUACGAUUUCAAAUUAGAAGAAGUCAAUGUCUACAUAAUAUUAAUAUACUGGUGUAUCAUAGGUUGUAUACCAUUUUCUUUUUUGUGUGAGCUAAAAUGUGUAUAUGUUCAGAUAUAAAAAAAAUCAUCAUCAUUAAUAAUUGUAAAUUGGUGUACAAGUUUCAAGCAGCCAAUUAUUGUAUAAUUUUUUAUUUCCACCAGAUCCGGACUCGAGCUAUCUCAGCCAAAGGAAUGACACUAGUCAGCCCACUCCAGCUGAUCUUGUUUGCAUCCAAGAAAAUCACAUCAAACGGGGAAAUCAUUGAACUGGAUGAUUGGUGAGUGCAGCUACUAUUUUUUUCCUGCAUGUGUACCUACAGUACUAAAAAGGGUUUUAGAUUGAGCAUGAAAUUCGUGAGAUCAAGCCGAUAAAACCACCAUUUGUAUUCACAGGAUCAAACUGAAGAUACCGCAUAAUGUGGCUGCCUGCAUAGCUGCUUUGAGGGCUGGAAUGGAGGCACUUGUUGUGGAAGUCACCAAAGACCCUGAGUACAUCAAACAGCUGGACCCCACAAACGAGCGCAUGCUCAACAUCAUCCGCCAAAUCUCCAAGCCUUCCGCAGCCGGGCUUAACCUCAUGGUCAACAAUCAACGGUAAGAUAAACACGUGAUUAGACAUCUCAGCUCUGGGGGGAUGGGAACAUUUAGGGUGCAUUCCAAAUGGCACCCUAUUCCCAACAUAGUGCACUGCUUUUGACCAGAGCCCUAUCAACCUUAGUCCACUAAACAUCAAUAAACAUGACAAACCGUACAUACUUGUAGUAGUGAAGCCAUGUAGUGGCAAUAAUGAAUUAGCUUAUUCUGUGUAGAUUGUCAACAUUUGUGCACAGUAAUCUACUCCACUGAGUAAUAGGACAGCAUUGGAAAUGUAUUUUCAUUUUUUAUUCCAUGUCUGAAAUGUGUUUUGAAUACAGAAUACAGCUGGUUUACAUGUCUUGUCUUUAUCAGUUUUGGAGAUGGUCCACGUCCUCCCAAGAUGGGCAGGUUUGAUGGAGGUGGAGGAGGGUACCAGGGCGGAGGAGGCUCCGGAUACAGGGGAGGAGGAGGUUACAGAGGCGGUGGAGGAUACCAGGGCGGCGGCGGAUACAGGGGUGGUGGUGGAGGUUACCGAGGUGGUGGUGGUGGAGGUUACCGAGGUGGUGGUGGUGGUGGUGGUGGUGGAGGUUACCGAGGUGGUGGUGGAGGAUACCGUGGUGGUGGUGGUUAUGGAGGUGGGAACAGGGGUGGUGGAUACAGAGGGGGUCAGGGAUAUUAGGGCAUUUUGA